AUGCGUUCAACCGUCUCUCUUUUGACGUCUCUCGUUUCAUUCCUCAGCGUUCAUGGCGCCGCUGCCCUACCAUCACUGGAUCUGACGCGUGAUGCUCCAAGUCCAGGAUGUGUCCAUAGUGCCUCCAACAGAUCUUGCUGGACUGAUGGAUUUGACAUUUCGACCAACUACUACGAGCACGUCCCGGAUACUGGCGUUGUGCGAGAAUACUGGUUCAACAUCGAAAACACAACAGCCGCGCCUGAUGGCGUUGAGAUGCCAGUGCAGCUCAUCAACGGCUCGUUCCCGGGUCCGACCAUCAUCGCUGAUUGGGGCGAUACCGUUAUCGUGCAUUUGACAAACUCGCUGCAGACGAAUGGAACCGGUCUUCAUUUUCACGGCAUCCGCCAGAACUGGACGGACCAAAUGGACGGUGUUCCCAGUCUUACGCAAUGCCCAAUCGCCCCCGGCGACUCGUACACGUAUAAGUGGCGAGCGGUGGAGUAUGGAACCGGCUGGUAUCAUUCCCACUUCUAUGUCCAGGCCUGGGAUGGUGUCUUCGGGGGCAUAGUCAUCAAUGGUCCGGCUUCGAGCAACUACGAUGUGGACCUCGGCCACCUUUUCCUGCAGGACUGGUACCACCAAACUGCGGACGAGCUCGUCUCUCAGGCAGCGACGGGUGGCCCACCCACAGCCAUAAAUGGACUGAUUAACGGCACCAACACCUACAACGAUACUUUGGGUUCUCGAUUCGAGACUGUUCUCGAGGCGGGGAAGAGAUAUCGCAUUCGCCUGGUCAAUGCUGCGGCAGACAAUCAUUUCCGUUUCAUGAUCGACAACCACACGAUGGAGGUCAUUGCCAAUGACUUUGUUCCCAUUGUGCCCUACAACACCACGGACCUCAGCAUUGGAAUGGGCCAACGGUAUGAUAUCAUUGUUGCCGCCAAAGACAUCGAGAGCGGCGACUUCUGGCUGCGCGCGAUUCCGCAGUCAUCGUGCUCCGAAUCCGAUGCCACCGACAACGUUAAGGGAAUCAUCCGCUACGAUAGCUCGUCGACUUCCGAUCCAACCACCUCAGCCUACAGCUACACUGACUCGUGCUCUGAUGAGUCACCCUCGAACCUCGUUCCUUACAUUGCCAUCGACGCUACUGACAGCUUCGUGGACGGCGACAGCCAGGAGGUCGGCGUCCAAGUGACGGACAACGCGCUGCUAUGGACAACCAACAAGACAUCGAUGCGCACGGCAUGGGAGUACCCCACCCUGAUGCAGGUAGCUGAUGGCAACACAACGUGGACUCGCAAGCAGCAAGUGAUCCAAUUCGACCAAGUUGACGAGUGGGUGUACAUUGUUGUCCACUCUCCCUUUGCCCAGGACCACCCUAUGCAUUUACACGGUCACGACUUCUGGGUCCUCGCCUCUGGCUACGGCAACUUUGACUCCACCCAGACCAAUGCCUUGCAGCUGGUGAACGCUCCCCGCAGGGACGUUGCCAUGAUGCCUGCAAGUGGUUAUCUGGUCAUCGCCUUCAAAACGAACAACCCCGGCGCCUGGCUUAUGCACUGUCACAUUGCUUGGCAUACGUCGGAGGGUUUCGCGGUGCAGGUGCUCGAACGUCCAUCGGAGAUUUCGAUCGACCAGGAAGUGCUCAACCGCACCUGCACGAACUGGAAGAAUUAUGUUGCUGCUCAGGAUGUCACUCAGUACGACUCCGGCGUGUAA
Messenger RNA from Lasiodiplodia theobromae, 1701 nucleotides. RefSeq names its product Multicopper oxidase. Lineage: Eukaryota; Fungi; Ascomycota; Dothideomycetes; Botryosphaeriales; Botryosphaeriaceae. Gene Ontology annotation, molecular function: oxidoreductase activity; copper ion binding. Bases 1 to 1701 code for a protein of 566 amino acids. The transcript is spliced from 4 exons. The record is from RefSeq and is a predicted model, not a curated record.